Molecule: messenger RNA, 1830 nt
Organism: Penicillium daleae
Lineage: Eukaryota; Fungi; Ascomycota; Eurotiomycetes; Eurotiales; Aspergillaceae
Product: flavin-containing monooxygenase
Exons: 5
Coding region: 1-1830 (609 amino acids)
Molecular function (GO): N,N-dimethylaniline monooxygenase activity; flavin adenine dinucleotide binding; NADP binding
Source: RefSeq, a predicted model, not a curated record
AUGCCCGACCAAGCGCAAGAAGAUGCUCUCAAAGGAUACAGGGAGAUCUUACCGCCCAAUGUUUCAGUGGGAGAAGCAACAGAGGCUUACAAAGAGGUAGAUGACGUUGCAUACGCCAUUUCAAGAUUACCUUUAGGUGCUCCUCGAGCAUUGAAAGUGAUCUGUGUUGGUGCGGGUUUCAGUGGCUUAGCAUUUGCACGAGAGGUCGAACUAGGCAAUCUGCCGAACGUGAGUCUCACGGUAUACGAAAAGAACGCCUCUGUUGGAGGAACUUGGUACGAGAAUCGUUAUCCUGGCUGUGAUAUUCCCGUCCAUAACUACCAGUACUCCUGGGCCCCCUGUCCUUACUUCAAAAGCUACUAUGCUACCGGGAAAGACAUCCACACUUACAUCGAAGCGGUCGCCGAUCAACAUAAUCUUCGGAAAUACGUUAAAGUCUCUCACAAAAUCAUCGGAGCUAAAUGGAUUGAAGAGCGCCAGAAAUGGCAAGUGAACAUUGUCGCAACCGAUGGUAGAGAAUUGAUGGUCAGCAAUCGGGUCAACAAGGAUGGGGAAGCUGGAGAACAAUUUACUGAAGAAUGCGAUGUGCUGAUCAACGCCGGAGGCUGCUUCAAUGACUGGAAAUGGCCAACUAUUCCUGGAAGGGAAACUUUCAAGGGUCAAAUGAUCCAUUCUGCUGCUUGGCCUAAAAUCGCCGAGCUCAAAGGCAAAACGGUAGCAUUGAUUGGCAAUGGUAGCACGGGUGUCCAGAUUCUUCCUAACAUCCUUGAUGAUGUGGAAAAGGUCUAUGUCUAUAUUCGCAGCAAGACAUGGGUGACAGCCAGCUUUGCUCAGAAGUGUGCUGGUCCAAAUGGUGCGAAUGUCUUCUUUACGGAGGAACAAAAGAAGCAUUGGGCCGAAAAUCCCGAUGAAUAUCUCCAGUAUCGGAAGGAGGUCGAGUCAGAGCUAAAUUCCCGUUUCCGCCUCUACCUCAAAGACUCCGAUGCCCAAAAGGAGGCCCUCGAAUAUUCUAUCUCUCAAAUGACCGAAAAGCUUUCUUCGAAGCCAGAGAUUGGCGAGAACUUGAUUCCGGAAUUCGCCGUUGGCUGUCGUCGCACGACACCAGGAAAUGGCUAUCUUGAGGCUCUCUGCUCCCCCAAGGUCGAAAUAAUUUGGGGAGGAAUUGACUCUUUCAACGAAACCGGUCUUCUAGCGGCCAAUGGUGCGCAACGAGAUGUGGACACCAUUAUCUGCGCCACGGGUUUCAAUAUGUCUUUCUCCCCUCGCUUCCCUAUCAUAGGUCGCAACAACGUCAAUCUACAGGAGAAAUGGGAUGAUAACCCGGAGUGCUAUCUGUCAGUCACUGCCGCCGAUAUGCCCAAUUUCUUUAUCUACCUUGGACCGGGCAGCCCCCUUGGACAUGGUAGUGUGGUCAGCUCUCUCGAGCGCGUGACUGAGUACAUUGCUCAAUUUGUCCGCAAGCUUCAAACAGAGAAUUAUAGCUCCGUGGUGCCGAAGCCACACAUCCCUCGUGCAUAUCAACGACAGGCUCUGGCCUGGCUAGACAAGACUGCCUGGAGUUCCAAUUGUGCAUCCACGUACAAGAAUGGCAAGCCAGGCGGUCCUUUGAUUUCUCUUCAUCCGGGGUCAAGGUUGCACUAUUUCGAGCUUCUGAAACAUCCUCGCUGGGAAGACUUUGACUGGUCCAGCUUGUGCGAUGAUGAGGAUCUUACCUUUGCUUGGCUAGGUAAUGGAUUUAUUGUCGAGGAGUGUAAGGAAAAGACUGAAGCGGAUUUGACUUGGUUCCUUCCUCCAGUUGAAGCAGCCAAGAUGAUCAAGGCAACAUUUUGA